AUUCAAUCAAAAAAAAGUUAAGUUUUUUUAGGAAAUAAUAAAAAUAUCCAAAAAGUAGCUUUUAUUAAAAAAGAGUAAAUAAUUUGGCAGUGCACUAUGAAAUCUCUUUUUAAAAAACCUGAAGAUUCCUAAUAAAUAGAUAUAGAUAAUACAUCAGAAGAAGAAAAGGAUUAUGAAAGCUAAUAAGUUAAUUUUAGUAAACUUGGAGGAUUAAAGUAGCCAUUGAUAAAUGGAGUAGGAUAAGAAAGUAUAGAUCAAGACAUCAUAGAUUAUCAUCAGUAAUCUUACACUUCUACAGAAUAAAAAGGUUAAAACAAUUAAACUAGAUAAACAAUGCAUAAAGCAGAUAAUUUAUCUUAAUCAAAUCGUUAGCACAUUGAAGAGUAAAGGUAACCAUACAUAAGAAAAAGCAAAAAAGAAAAUGUGGUGUGCUUUUAGAAAAGGUAGACUUACCUAAAAAACAUGAAAAUAUAUAAUGCAUUAUAUAAUUUUACUCCUCCUAAUUAAAGAAUAUAAAACUAAGUUGAAUAGGUUCCAUUAAUUUAACAAAUCAUAGAAAAAAUCCCAGUGUUUGAGCCAUCAAAUGUUUAUCUCUUGUACUGGGAGUUUAUGAUAUUUAUUUUGACUUGCAUUAUCUUUUUCUUCAUUCCUAUUGAACUAUUUUUUCAGACUAGCAUCAUCCCUACUGAAGGAAUGGGUUUGGCUAUUAGAAUACUUUUGUUUAUUGCUUUUAUUUUGGAUAUCAUCUUCUAUCUCAACACUGGAUUUUUUGAUAGAGGAAAACUUAUUUUAGAUCGCAAAAAAAUAUUUAUGAACUAUUUAAAAAAAUUUUUUGAUGGAAAAAUUCUUGUUGAUAUACUUGGUAUCACCGGAUUAUCAUUGAAUCUCUUCUAAAAUGAUAGAAAGUUCGGAAUUGAUGUAUCAUCUUAUUUUUGUCUACUGUUUUAUGUGAGAAUUAUCAAUUUAAACUCAUUUGAUACAGUCAUUAUUUAGUAGCUUUAAUUGCAUAGAAAGAGCAAAGCAGCAUACUAAUUAUUAAGACUUGGAAUAAUUGUAUUAUUUAUUUCAAAUUUCUUUGCUUGUGUUUUUUAUAGAGUAGGUGUUAUUGAAUGUGAAUAUUAUGAUGGUAAGUGCUGGUUUAGUAAAAUUGGUGUUGAUGAUCCUUCUACUCUUCAAUAUUAUUUAUAUGCAUUGUACUGGAGUAUAACAACAAUGAUUUCUGUAGGUUAUGGUGAUGUAACUCCAGUAGCUCCAUAUGAAGUUCUUGUUUGUAUUUUUUCAAUGAUGUGCUCUUGUAUCCUUUUUGCUUAUAGUAUUAAUAGCAUUUGGUUUAUUAUCUCUGAAGUUUCUUAAGGGACAUAAAGAUAUUAGCAGAAUAUGAAUGCUAUGAAUAGGUACAUGAGAGAUAAAGGAAUAGAUCCUCAAUUAUCAAAAAAAAUAAAUGGGUAUUUGGAUUUUGUUUGGAAAGACACAAAAUCAAGAGAAGAUGAUAAGGAAAAAAAGAUAAUAUAAUCUCUUCCUCAAAACUUGAAGUUAUAAUUGAUCUACUAAGCCAAUUCUUUCUUUUUUAAAAAAUAUGAAUGGUCUAAGCAUUUUUCGUAUGGAUUUUUAUAACUUUUAGCAUAGUUUAUAACGGAAAAAAAAUAUUUGGAAGACGAUCUACUUUAUCAUCAAGACGAGUAAGAAGAAGACUAGUAUCUCUAUUACGUAGAGCAAGGAGAAGUAUAACUCUAUUAUGAUAUGUAAUUUUACAAUAACGGAUAGGGAAUACCUAUUUAGUCUAUUGAAUCAGGAAAUUUUAUUGGUUUAUAUGAGUUUUUUAGUGGAGAAAAAAAACAUGAAAGUGCAAGAUGUAUUGAAUUAACAAAUGUUUUUGCAGUUUCUAGAAAUGAUUUUUUAAAAAUCAUCAAAAACUUUCCUGAAGAUUAUUAAAAGUAUGUUAAAUUGAAAGAUUAAAUGGUAUAUUAGAAAAAUUAUAAACUAUUUGGCCUCAAAUGCUUCUUGUGUGAUAAAGAGGAUCACUUAAGUCAUUAAUGUGUUGAAGUCUAGUUAAAGAAGGAUGCUUUGAAGAAGCACUAAAUGCAAUUACAUCCAGAACUUUUCAUGAAUCUUAGAUAAGACGAUGACGAUGAAGAUAGAUAAAUAUAAGAUAUUCCUUCUCUAUAUUAAAGGGGGUUUUCUUAAACACUUAAUAAUAUUAAUAACUCUGAGCAUAUUAAAGAAAAUUAAAAAUAUUAUGAUAUUAAUCUUAGGUUAAAGUUUGAUUGUAAAUUGAUAAAAAAAGGAAAGCAUAAUUCAGAUAAAGAAUAAGUAAGAUUAUCAGAAAAGCAAACAUCAAAUAUAGCCUAAAAACAAACUAAAAACUUUGUUGUGAGCUCAUAAGAAAUUUAAAACUCAUCUAGUAAUGUUGGUUGCCAAAAUUAAAGGUAAAAUGAAAACAAUUAGUUUGGUUUUCAACAAUAGAGCCCUAGCUCAGAAAAGGCUAAUUAAAAUAUGUUUGAGCAAAAAACUGAGUAGGUAGAGUAUUUGAUAUGUGAUGAUGACAUAAGAAAUGUAGAAGAAAACUUCAGAAAGAGUCGUGUGCGUUCAUCCUUAUAUGAUGUGAUGCAAACUAAUUAAAUAGACAAUUAAAAGUUUGUAAAAUCUCAUGAUGUAAAUCCUGUUUAAUAAAUUUAAUAAUCACACACAUAGCCAAUUAGUGUUAGCAACACUUUUACUGAGCCAAUCAAAAGAAAAAAUGAUAAAUAACUUACAUAGAACUACUCUUAAAAAGAAAAAGUGAACUUAAACUAAAUCGGUUUAUAAAGGGAAUAGUAAAGGAUUUAAGAAAAAAACUAAAAAAUUAAUCAAAAAGAAAAAGAAUUAUAAGAUGAAAUAGCUGUAACUAAACAGAAUAUAAAAAUCUAAAGAAGAAUGCUAAGUUAUAAUCAGCAAUAAUAACCAUAGUUACUUCUUAGCAGUAGCAACUUAUAAGAUAAUUUUCAGAAUUCUCAAUCAUCAAAUAAACAAUUGACUUCCUUUGAUAAUCUUAAUUACUCACCAAGUAUAAGGCCAAUAAAUAAAAAUUUGAUUGUGCAGAAAACCUAAAAGCAAUAAUAACCGAUACAAAUAGAGUUUUAGAAUAUUAAAUAGUAGUAGAGAGACAAAAAAUCUCAACAAAAAGAACCUAAGAGUUAAGAAGAAUAAAAAAAUAAUCGUGAUUAAAAGAAAGAUCUAUCUGUACUAGUGACAACCUUAGUUUAAAAAUUGAUAGCAGAUGAAAAUAUAAUAUCUGAAGAAAAUGCUUAGUCUUUUAUAAGCAGAAAGAAUGAAGCAGAAGAUGAAGAGGAUAUUGACUUACCUCCAAAAGAAGAUGCUGAAGAUCUCAAUUAUAUUUUUUACAAGUAUUGUAAAAAAAAUUGA
Messenger RNA from Tetrahymena thermophila SB210, 3402 nucleotides. RefSeq names its product cyclic nucleotide-binding domain protein. NCBI's taxonomy places the organism in Eukaryota, Ciliophora, Oligohymenophorea, Hymenostomatida, Tetrahymenidae. The record is from RefSeq and is a predicted model, not a curated record. The transcript is spliced from 7 exons.